Zymoseptoria tritici IPO323 is the source of this 2307-nucleotide messenger RNA. RefSeq lists its product as uncharacterized. Bases 1 to 2307 code for a protein of 768 amino acids. The transcript has a single exon. The record is from RefSeq and is a predicted model, not a curated record. Lineage: Eukaryota; Fungi; Ascomycota; Dothideomycetes; Mycosphaerellales; Mycosphaerellaceae.
AUGCCGACCUACAGCGCAUGCGGUGUCACAGCGACACUUUCCCUAGCCGACCUCGAAACCUCUGUCACCAAGACAGUCGACACAAGACCCGGCGCACUCAACAGAGAGGGGAAGCGCAUCGAGCAGGUGUUCGCUGCUGGCAAGCCGUUGCGCGAGCGUCCGAUCGGCAGCGAUGGUAGCGAGACAGGUGUGAUGCAGUUCAUUGGAGAAGAUGAAAAUCUGCCGUGCUUCGUGGUCGAGGCGAGCGAGCACAGUCGACCGAGGGUGACAAGAGACGAGACCAGGGAGUCGUCUGGUCUACCAGCAUUCGCGCCACCAAAUCUGCGCAAGGAAGGAUCCUCGAUGAAUAUGACAGACUCUCCACUGACUUCUCUGGCUGCUACGCCUUCGACUGAAGCAAGGUCCACCAUGCUAGCACCAUCUCGCCGCGGUACGCCUUCGAAGGUCGCCCCAUCACUCGCUGCGCACGGCACCGGCCGAGAGUCGUCCGAGUCCUUUGCAAGUAAUCGAAUCGAAGGUCUCCCACUUCACCAGCUCUCUACGCCUCAGGCGCUUGUCCUCGAAGUGCAAACAUGCAGGAAAUCGUUUCCACAGAAAAUCAACAGGAAGCGUGGUGAUAUGCGCUUUCCGGACAUGAAGAUCGAGCUGUUCCUUAACGGCCAGCUGGCCGACUCACACUUCAUCAACUAUCAACGUUCAGGGACCGAUCACAAGCACAAGUUUUCUGGCACGAGGAUACACAAACAAAUUGCCAAGCCGUGGAUCUAUCAAGCGCUCGGUCAGGGCGAAAGCAGUGAUCUUACAGCAGCGCAGCGGUGGGCCGGCAUCAGCGCGCUCCUGGUGGACCACGUGAAGACCAGGGGCGUCGACAAGCGGGACCAGCUUUCGCCCACCGCGCAAUACCUCUCUUCGUUGUCGAGUCUCGCUCUGCCCGAUCGAUUGAAGGACUGCGCCAAUCUGGGCGUUCUCGAUGUCAUCAUCACGACUGGCAAAGGCUCUAAACAAGGGCCUAUACACGGCUAUCUGACAAGCCCUCGUGCAAUGCUCUCCACAAAGUAUGGUGCUGGGACACUUGAAGACAUCAAUGAGCCGGAGGAUGAUCCGUUUGUGGACACACAGCUGCCAGAUCACUCCACCACUGCCACGACGGUUUCGAGCUCUGAAAACAUGUCCGCACCAGUCUCCUUCAAUGCUUUACCAACAGCCAGUCAAGUCGCCGACACGUCUGAGUUGUCGAGCGAGCAUCUCGCCCAAAUCCCGCCAUCCACUUCGCCUGCCAUACCAUUGGCACGGCGAACCCGCAGUGCCGUCGUUGAAGAUAACACUGUACCACCUGUUCAGGAGCCCGUCGACGAAUCACUCCAAGUCGCAGAUGCACAGCCCAAGUCGAAGAUCCAGAUAUUCGCCGACAAGCUCGGCAUUCCGCCAGACAAGAUGUCCCUGGCGAGGCAGUGGCACAGCAAGCGUGGAAAACCAUCCAUGUGCAAGACCAUCACCGAGCGGUUGAAUGAUAUUCGCAAGAUGAGCGUGGAGAAUCAGGAAGUCGCCAUUGCUGAGGUCUUGGAAGCAAUCAGCAGCAGUGAUGCACCAGCGUCUCCUGUCAAGGCUGAGCCUCCUCGUAAGAGGGCUAGGAAGGACAGCAGGGUCCAUCAAGAUGAACAUGUCUCCAUGCAGGACGUUGAGGACGAUCCAAUCGCUAUGGAGGCCCAGCAGCGGAUGCACAUGUUGAUUGAUCAAGGUGCGACGCCAGAUGGACGUCUUGCAAGUCGAGUCUCUUCCCUCUCAGCGCAUCGCCAGCCUACGAAGAAGACUGCUUUGUCUCCGCCCGUGAUGGCGCCGCCGCCAGUGUUAGGCAAGCUGGUGCCACAGGACUCUGGGCCGAGCCUUGAGAAGAAGAAGCCAAGCGACUGCGAUACUGAAGCACUGGGACGGACUCCGAGCAUCUUAGCUACGCCACAGAAAGAGGAGCAAAGCCAAUUAUCUGAAGGUAACCCAGCUCAGGACGAAGCGACAAUGACGCCUCUCGAGCAAGAAUCGCUGCUCGGCGAGACUCCACAGCCCACGAGUAUCAGCCCUAAGAGAAAGUCAAAGGCUAGAAGCCGCGCGGCCUCUACGCCCGCUCCGAAACCCUCGCCCGACGAAGGCACAGGCGAAGAAGCUCUCGCUGCCUUUCAGCCGCCCGAGCUGUGUCGGGGCAGCGUGCUUACCUAUGCUGGACCGGGCAUGCAGCGCCAGACCACCAAGUCGAGGCCAGGUAUAUUCGACGAGGAUGAGCUUGUGGUGGGGAUGAGGUUUGUUGUGGUUUGA